This is a messenger RNA of Aspergillus saccharolyticus JOP 1030-1, 2099 nucleotides long. Its product is annotated as cystathionine gamma-synthase. Lineage: Eukaryota; Fungi; Ascomycota; Eurotiomycetes; Eurotiales; Aspergillaceae. The record is from RefSeq and is a predicted model, not a curated record. Gene Ontology annotation, molecular function: cystathionine gamma-synthase activity; pyridoxal phosphate binding. The coding region runs from base 112 to 1914 and encodes 600 amino acids. The transcript has 5 exons. Gene Ontology annotation, biological process: transsulfuration.
CAACGAAGUCAUAUUACGCAUUCCAGUUUUUCCACUGCAGUCACAAGCGGCCGAGCUUAGACCAGCCAACCCCCUGUCAGCCGCAUUACAAUUCUUGGUCGUCAAUUCACAAUGCUUCAAAUCAUCGGAGGACCGGUUCCUCCAAACACUGACCAUGCAGUCAGUGUAUCACUCCCCACAUGGAAAGCAAACGUGGCCUAUGAGGAGGGGGAGUCAUGGGUGACAAGCAGCAUGCAAUGCGGCUAUCCACGGUUUUUCAUACAUCCGGUCAUCCAAGAACUUGCGGCUGAGAUUGUACGUCGUUUUGGUACCCCGAAAUAUGAGACCGCCAUGUUAUUUCCGUCCACGACCACCGCGGAGUUGUGCCGUUCUUUCAUGAAAUCGAGACUACCGGUUGAGCACCACAGCGGGAUACGGAUUAUGAGUUUCAGUCCAUCUCACCAGACAGAUGCCGGACUUUCCCCCACAGAUUUGUUGUUGUCUUCUGUGAUAUACCCGAAAGAGUUCGCGCCUGUUGCCAAACAAGUGUGGCAGCACACCGGGAAUGGCAUAUCGAGUCGACGUGGCGAAUUUUGCUUGGGUGCACUAAAAGGUGGCUUUCUAAUCGAGAGAAAUACUUCACUGGCAGAUACAAUAUCUCGGAGAAUUUGCAAGGGCCCUAGGAGGUACCAGGGCCGUGACUCUAUCAGUGGAGUAAGCCGAAGCAAUGGUAUUCAUAACCAGUCUCAAGAUCUUCUUUCCACAGGGGAAGCGCAGGAUGGUAAAGAAUAUGUGCAAUUCAUUGAAGAACGGUUUGGACGCAAUUUGAACGUCUCGCUUGCUGAUCAGGCACGAUUGGCUGUACGUCGAAGGAUAGCAGGGGUCCUGACUGCUGAUGUGGAGCUGAGUGAGGCCCUUGAGAAGACCGAAGGUGAGGGUCGUGUGGCGGGACUCACGGAUGCUGACGUCUUCCUCUACCCCACGGGAAUGAGCUCAAUAUUUAACGCCCAUCAGAUGUUGCUGUCCUGCAGAGGACAAUUGAAGAGCGUAUGCUUUGGGUUUCCUUACAUCGAUUCACUGAAAAUUCUUGAGAAGUGGGGUCCAGGGUGCUUGUUCUAUGGCCAAGGUUCUUCGGAUGAUCUAGAUGAUUUGGAAUCACGGUUGCAAGCCGGCGAGCGGUUUCUGGCUUUAUUCACAGAGUUCCCAGGCAACCCUUUACUGAAAUCUCCAGACCUCAAAAGAAUCCGCCAACUCGCUGAUGAAUAUGAUUUCGCGGUUGUGAUAGACGAGACUGUGGGGAACUUUUUGAACAUCAAUGUUCUCUCGUCGGCAGAUAUUGUGGUCAGUAGUUUGACCAAGAUAUUCAGUGGGGAUAGUAAUGUCAUGGGCGGAAGUGCAGUGCUCAACCCUCAUGGACAAUUCUAUCAAUCUUUGAAACGGACAUUUGCCCAUGAGUAUGAAGAUAAUGUCUGGGCCGAAGACGCUGUUUUCUUGGAACGGAACAGUCGUGAUUUCGCGUCUCGGAUCGAGAAAAUCAACAAAACCACAGAAGUUAUUGCAGAGUUGCUCCUGGCAUCUCCUUUGAUCAAGAAUGUUUAUUAUCCCAAAUUCAACCCUUCUAAACACUUAUAUGAAGCAUAUCGUACCCCGACCGGUGGUUAUGGAGGGCUAUUCUCUGUCACUUUCCAUUCGACCGAGGAAGCAAUGGCUUUCUUCGACCAACUCGAAGUACAUAAGGGCCCGAGUCUUGGAACAAAUUUCACAUUGAGCUGUCCAUAUACCUUGCUGGCACAUUAUGGCGAAUUAGAAUGGGCGAAUUCGUUUGGUGUUGAAUACGAUCUGGUCAGAAUAAGUGUUGGCUUGGAAGAGGAGUCAGAUCUGUGUAAUCGGAUACGGCGGGCUUUGGUAGCGGUGUCUGAUAUCAGAACACAGUAGACUGUGGUGAUUACCAUACUAUCAUGAUUCGACCCAAGAACAUCGGUUUGCAAGUCUUGAGUUUGAUCUAUAAUAAAUGCAUGGCCUUCUUGAUUCGUGAGACACUGGUUGGCGGCUCACCAUGAGACGGCUUAUGACAGCGCUUCUGUUAUCUAGGUCUGUGACGCAGAAGAAAGAAAGCGAUC